AUGGAGCCGAACAAGCAGGGUGACGCCGCCUUGUCCAACCCCACCGCCGACCUCAAAGCCCGUCUCGACGCCAUGCGGCUCGGCGAUCCCUUCUCCUCGCAGCCGCUGAGCCCGCAGCACGUGCUCGUGCCGAGCGCGGCGCCCGUCAUGAGGACGCCGCCGAAGAUGCCCCAGUCCCCGCCUCGAGUGCUCGUGCCAACAGCGGCGAACGUCGCACGGCCGCUAUUGCUGUAA
This is a messenger RNA of Miscanthus lutarioriparius, 234 nucleotides long. The record is from the annotation of a GenBank genome assembly. NCBI's taxonomy places the organism in Eukaryota, Viridiplantae, Streptophyta, Magnoliopsida, Poales, Poaceae.